Messenger RNA from Hymenoscyphus albidus, 885 nucleotides. The record is from the annotation of a GenBank genome assembly. Lineage: Eukaryota; Fungi; Ascomycota; Leotiomycetes; Helotiales; Helotiaceae.
AUGAAGCGGACACUGGAAGACACCGAGUCGCAAGAGGAUAAUCCAAAUAUUCCAUCGGCACAACCGCCCACGGCCGCUACGACCAGUUUUGCGAAUUCGAGAGACUCCUCGACAACGAAUGCACGAAGCUUUAUCAGAUAUAUGGCGCCAAGGGCAUGUUUUCUUGAUCUCCCAUACGAAAUACGUUUGCAGAUUUACUACUACUGCACCCCCAGACAAGCAAUUAUGCAACUCCACGUUCACUUGGACCAUGCAAGAUAUUGGCUUCAUUGCCCUAUACACAGCAACAAUUUAUUCCGGCACUCUCGCAACUGGAGCAAGCACAAAACAUUCAGCUGCGGCCUCUUUCGAGUUUCUCGGAAAGUCAGCGAGGAAGCGUUAGAUAUAUUCUACGGCGAAAAUAUCUUGCUUAUCCUUCUUGGUAUGAGCAGCAGCACUUACCUUCAACGUGGGAAAAUAUCAGAGCAGAACCUUCGAAGGAUCAAGAAUGUUUUCAUCAUUGCCUCCCCUUAUGAUGAUACCGAGUCUGAGAGUGGACUGGCAAUCAACUGGGCGGCUAUCUUUGCAAAUCUUCAGGAACCUCAUUUCUUACUGCCGAAGCCUAGUAGCGAUUACAUGGUGUGCCCAUGUGAUACUGGGCGCUGGAGGUCCAGCGCUGCUCCUCAAUUAAAGGAGUUGAUAAAUUAUCUAGGCAAACUUUUGGCUUCCAAGAGACCCGAGGUGAUAAUCAAAUUCGAUGACACAGGCGAUAGUGGCGUUAGCGAGCUCAUCAGGAGACACUUUCCGAAUCAUUCGGUCAAGGUCCAACUCAGUGAUGAAGUUUUUGAGAGGAGCGAAGCACUGCCUCACUGGUUGAAAAGACGGAGUUACUUGGCAUUCCCUUGA